Molecule: messenger RNA, 324 nt
Organism: Symbiodinium sp. CCMP2592
Lineage: Eukaryota; Dinophyceae; Suessiales; Symbiodiniaceae
Source: the annotation of a GenBank genome assembly
AUGGCUCCUGCAGCCGAAGUCGAUUGGCACGGCUUUUACAAGGAGGUCAAAGCGCUGUCCGCGACAGAGCUGGACCAGUUAGAGGACUUUCUGGCGAAAUUGCUCGGGCACCAGGUGCUCUGGGAUCCUCUGGGCGAUUGCGAGGUCUCGCCGAUUGACACGGAAAUCAAGCGCCCGGCCAAACUUACGGCUCGUGGUGUUGGGUUUGGGUUCAGAGUUCGGGGUUCAGGGUUCGGGUUCGGAAUAGCCUCAAAGAAAAAUUUCCUUGAAGGCAGGCAAAAGCCGAUAGCCCUGCCAGAGUCUGAAGCCUUGAAGAGACGGUGA